UGCCGCUCCGGCACCAUCCUGCUCUUCCCCAACGCCUCCAUCAAGCACGUGGCCAGGCUGGGGCCGGGGCCACGCCAGGGGCUGCAGGCGCUGUCACUCUGUGCCUGGCUGGCCACCCCAGCCUCCCGCCUCGGCACCCUCCUCUCCUACACCACCGAGGAUGGCAGCAGCGUGCUGGCUGUGCGUGGCCAUGCUGGGGACCUCUCUGGCUCUGUGCGCUUCAUCAUCGGGAAUGGGGAAUUUCGGGAGCUUCCGGUGAUGCCGCUCCUGGAUGGCAAGUGGCACCACCUCUGCCUCACCUGGUCUUCUGGCCAGGGCCAGUACCGCUUCUAUGUGGACAGGCGGCUGCUGGCCGCUGGCUCCGGCUUCCAGGGCCGGGCUCUCCUGCCCGGGGAGGUGGCCAGCAUGGCAACCGGUGUGGGGCUGCCCCGUGGCCCCCUUCUCACACUGGCCGAUGCCUCCCUGCAGGGCGGGGUGCGGAGGGUGGCGUGCCCCUGCCUCCAGCACUGCCUGCGAUGA
Messenger RNA from Charadrius vociferus (killdeer), 519 nucleotides. It is a transcript of the gene PTX4, whose product is annotated as pentraxin 4, long. The annotation marks the transcript as partial. The transcript has 2 exons. The record is from RefSeq and is a predicted model, not a curated record. Lineage: Eukaryota; Metazoa; Chordata; Aves; Charadriiformes; Charadriidae.